Cladocopium goreaui is the source of this 1269-nucleotide messenger RNA. NCBI's taxonomy places the organism in Eukaryota, Dinophyceae, Suessiales, Symbiodiniaceae. The record is from the annotation of a GenBank genome assembly.
AUGUCUUCGGGCUCGAUUGCUUUGCAAUACCUGCCGUCUGAGUGGCGCCCAUCGGUGAGCAAGUGGCCAAGGAAAGCGCAACAGGCACUCUACUUCAUCUACCUUGAGUGCCCAAGCAACGCCCAGGACUUGGUGGAUUUGGUGGAGAAGAAGAAGCCUACUGACAUCCUCAAGUACGUUCUGUCGAUUACGAGGCAAAAGGUGAAGGAGAGCUUCGAGGAGCACGACAAGACCAAGCAGAAGAUGAGCGGCCUGCACACGGAGGUGCAGGAGGAAGUGGCUUGGCAUCAGAAUGGCAAGCAGGUCAUCCGCCACAGCGAGUUCAAGUCGGUGGUCCUGGACAUUUUGUCCCGGCCAGGGAACAUCGUCCGGCUGACUUGCAGUUGGGGCUGGCACCGGACACUUGGGACGGCCAGUGUCAUCAUCCGGAUCUUGCAGAUGGCAGGGUGCGAAGUGGUGCUCUACAGCGCAAAGCUGAGCAUGAAUCCGCAGCUGGAUUCCUGUAACACCAUUGCGAACCUGCGAACCCUGACUCAGAACCUUUUCGACGACUUGACAGGUGUGGCCUGGACCGAGGAUGACUUCGAGCAUAGCCUGGACAGGGCCAGAAACCUGUGGAGGGAAGUUUGGCCAGAGGCUAGCAUCAAAUUUCUGCGUGGCAAAUCCAUACCGCCUGCUCCACCAGGUCCACCUCCACCCAAACCAAUUGGGCCCAUUGCCACAGCACCAAUUGGGUCAUUUCGGUCAAUUGCGUCAUCUUCUGCCAGUGGCAGCAAAGCCCCGGCUGCCAAGGCCAUGCCUUCAAAACCUGACAGGCCAGCUCCCAAGCCACCAGGGAGGGAGGCAAAGAAGGAGGAGGUGAAGGAGGAGCAGCCACAGGAGGAGCUGAAGGAGGAGCAGCCCAACGUCAAGAAAGAGGAGGUCACUCCGCCCCCAGGUCUUGGGCUUGUGGAUGAGCUCCAAGCCAUGACCCCAGCGCAGAAGAAGGUGAAGCUCAGCCAGCCCUAUGUGCGGGAGAUGAUCCAGAAGCAGAUUACCUUCUUGCAGAGCUUGCUUGACAGUGAUAUUGAAGGUGGUGAUGGAUGGGAGGAGGUGUUGACUGAGGUCCUGACCGACUACAAUAUCGACCAGGGUGUGCGGACCAUGCUCUCCAAUGCCAAGAUCUCCCGGAGCCACAAGAUCAAGCUUAUGAUCAACAUGUUGUUUCGCUGGGGGGACAAGUUCGAGUCAAAUGACUGGUUGCGCAACGCAAUUCGCAACUUGGCUUGA